AUGGAUACAUAUGGAGACCAACAAAUGGAGCUCAUGGAAGCCUAUCACUGCAAACCAACCAUCCCAUCUCCUCCUCCCCUUCCUCCUCUACCCCCUUCCUCUUGGGGUAAGGAGGGAGAAUCCUCCUACAUUCUGCAACACCCCAGGGACAGGAGAAGGGGAGGGAGGAGAGGAAGUGGUGUUAAGCUCUCGACAGACCCUCAAAGUGUAGCGGCGAGACAGAGGCGGCACCGGAUCAGUGACCGGUUCAGGAUUCUAAAGAGCUUGGUGCCAGGGGGGAGCAAGAUGGAUACGGUGUCCAUGCUGGAGGAAGCUAUUCACUAUGUCAAGUUCCUCAAGGCCCAGAUUGGGCUUCACCAGGCUGCCUUGAUGCUCCAUCCGGAUGACACUCCUAUUUCUUUCCCAUCUACUAUAUGUGCUACACCAACUGUAGGUGCUAGUGGUAGUGACCUUACUCCUCGUGCGUUUUCUUCUUCUUCUUCUUAUUCUCAUGAGCUUCCUCCUCAGCAGAUAUUGAGCUACUCGUUGACCCCUCCGACACCAUCUCUUCCUCCUUUCCCUUUCUCCUAUUUCCAGGGUGAAGAAGAGAUUCUCCAUCAAGUCAGUUUCAACUACUAG
Messenger RNA from Elaeis guineensis (African oil palm), 618 nucleotides. Lineage: Eukaryota; Viridiplantae; Streptophyta; Magnoliopsida; Arecales; Arecaceae. The record is from RefSeq and is a predicted model, not a curated record.